This is a messenger RNA of Rotaria sp. Silwood1, 681 nucleotides long. Lineage: Eukaryota; Metazoa; Rotifera; Eurotatoria; Philodinida; Philodinidae. The record is from the annotation of a GenBank genome assembly.
AUGUGUAAUACAUGUAUUGCAUCGAUUGUUUAUUGUAUUGUGCAAACUAUUAAUUAUAUUUUUCUCAUCUUUGUCCCAUCGGAAACAAGUGAUGUAGCAUGUCAAUGGCGAGGCUAUUUCGGUUACAUGUCAAUUUCAGCCGCUACAUAUUCUUAUCUUAUUCAAGCAAUAUCACGUCUUUUCUUUUCGAAAUUUUCAACAAAAUAUCCUUGGUUAAUUACAUUCAAAACACAUUACUAUCUUAUUCUCACACAUUGGAUUGUUGUGUUAAUCAUACCAUUAUCCUCAGUUAUUACAAAAGAUAUUUAUUUUCGUCCUGGUCUUCUAUGUUGGGUGCCAUUGAAAAUUAAGAAUGGAAGUAAACGUGCCGAAAUGAUUCUUAAUACAGUAAAUGACAAACGUGAUCUUGAAGUUUUUCGUAAUAUCGUCAUUCUUCUAAGUAUUUAUAUAACAGGUGGUAUUCCAACACUGAUUUUUCUUCUUUUUACGAUUGAAAUAAGUUAUUUAGCUGGUAUUGUUACAUUUACAUUAGCUGUAACUGUUGAAAAGAUAUGUACGAUCUUACUCGAUCGAGAACUUCGUCAAGUUGUAUGGAAUAUAAUAUUUUCAAGAAAUCGAGUUACACCUUUUGAAAAUACAAUUACACUAACCAGACAUAGAGUAAAUUUCAGGCGUUCUUGA